Molecule: messenger RNA, 827 nt
Organism: Lineus longissimus
Lineage: Eukaryota; Metazoa; Nemertea; Pilidiophora; Heteronemertea; Lineidae
Exons: 2
Coding region: 72-695 (207 amino acids)
Source: RefSeq, a predicted model, not a curated record
ACGAUAUAAUGCGAGACCCUCAAUGAUUUCUGUCAGCAUUCGAAUCUGGAAGCACCCGUUGAUAAGAUAAAAUGAAGUUCGUCAUCCUACUGGUCCUGUCCGUGGUCAUUUGCAGUGUUGCCACUGAAAGAACCAUCAAGAGAGAGGAAGAUGUGACCCAGGAAGAGUCCGAAGAGGUCGCCAAGAGAUUGUUUUUCAAGAAUUUCGUGAAGAGCCACUGGAAGGAAGCAGCCAGGGCUGGUCUUAAUUUUGCUAGUAAAGCCCUUGCAAAGAGAGGCGAGGAUGUGACCAAGGAAGAGUCCGAAGAGGUCGCCAAGAGGUUGUUUUUCAAGAAUUUCGUGAAGAGCCACUGGAAGGAAGCAGCCAGGGCUGGUCUUAAACUGGCUGGUAAAGCCCUUGAAAAGAGAGGCGAGGAUGUGACCAAGGAAGAGUCCGAAGAGGUCGCCAAGAGGUUGUUUUUCAAGAAUUUCGUGAAGAGCCACUGGAAGGAAGCAGCCAGGGCUGGUCUUAAAUUGGCUAGUAAAGCCCUUGAAAAGAGAGGCGAGGAUGUGACCAAGGAAGAGUCCGAAGAGGUCGCCAAGAGGUUGUUUUUCAAGAAUUUCGUGAAGAGCCACUGGAAGGAAGCAGCCAGGGCUGGUCUUAAUUUGGCUAGUAAAGCCCUUGAAAAGAGAGGCGAGGAUAUGACCAAGAAUUAGAAGGUUAUUGUAAAGGAAAGUAGAAUGGCAGGUGUCAUAUGAAAAAGAUGCGAGUAGGUACUUCCCGUAUUCCUAUGUAAUGGCUAGUCUUCAUUCCAUCUGAAGAUUGAAAUAAAAUCAUCACUGCUUUGA